Molecule: messenger RNA, 1041 nt
Organism: Megalops cyprinoides (Indo-Pacific tarpon)
Lineage: Eukaryota; Metazoa; Chordata; Actinopteri; Elopiformes; Megalopidae
Gene: ch25hl1.2
Product: cholesterol 25-hydroxylase like 1, tandem duplicate 2
Exons: 2
Coding region: 79-1041 (320 amino acids)
Biological process (GO): cholesterol metabolic process; sterol biosynthetic process
Molecular function (GO): steroid hydroxylase activity; C-4 methylsterol oxidase activity; iron ion binding
Source: RefSeq, a predicted model, not a curated record
AACAAUGAUGUAAAAUUAUUGUUAUGGUUAUUGGGGAAAAAAUAAACCAUAAACAUAUGCUUAUUUAGCAAACUUUAGAUGGUCAGGUCUUUACUGAUAAGCAUGGACGCAGCCAAGGUCAGCGAGAACAUCUGGGACGUCUGGCACCGCAACGACUCCUUACUGCAGCCGCUGUGGGAUCACCUCCGACUUCAUCACUGCGACACCUUAAGGUCUCCGCUCUUCCCCAUCGUCUUGACCGUGUCGUCCUACUUCCUCCUCUGUCUGCCCUACCUGCUCUGCGACCUCAUGGGGAACAAGUGGCCGCUGGUGCAGCGGUUUAAGAUCCAGCCAAGCCGGGGCCCCACCCCAGCCAUGCUCCUCCGCUGCCUGGGCGUCACGCUGUAUAACCACCUGCUGCUGGUGCUGCCCGCCGCGGUGGCCCAGUGGGCGUGGCGCCCGCCAGUGCCACUCCCAGAGCAUGCCCCCACCCUGUUGGAGUUUAUGGGUGGGGUCACUGCAAAUCUGCUGCUGUUCGACUUCCAGUACUUCAUCUGGCACCUGCUGCACCACCGGAUCCGCUGGCUGUACGUCACCUUCCACGCCAUCCACCACGACUACACCGCGCCCUUCGCCCUGGCCACCCAGUGCCUCGGGGGCUGGGAGCUGGUCACCGUGGGCUUCUGGACCACCCUCAACCCCGUCCUGCUCAGGUGCCAUGUGCUGACCGCCUGGGCUUUCAUGGUGGUGCACGUCUACGUGUCCGUCGAGGACCACUGCGGAUACGACUUCCCCUGGUCGACGUCCCGCCUGCUGCCCUUCGGCCUUUACGGGGGUCCCAGCAAACACGACGUCCACCACCGGAAGCCCAACACCAACUUCGCACCCCACUUCGGCCACUGGGAUAAGCUGUUUGGCACGCACGCCGAGUGCAGCUUUUCGAAAGGCCACUGGGGGCCAGCGAAAACAGACGGUUGUCAUGACGACAAAGGUGAUGCCAUGGACGCAUCUCAGGAGGACAAUACGAGGUCCACUAUGGGGAUCCAUUUGAAAGAUGAUUAA